Molecule: messenger RNA, 413 nt
Organism: Ilyonectria robusta
Lineage: Eukaryota; Fungi; Ascomycota; Sordariomycetes; Hypocreales; Nectriaceae
Exons: 5
Coding region: 40-279 (79 amino acids)
Biological process (GO): regulation of DNA-templated transcription
Molecular function (GO): zinc ion binding; DNA-binding transcription factor activity, RNA polymerase II-specific
Source: RefSeq, a predicted model, not a curated record
CGCUCACCAGUGGCUGCUUCACCUUGCAACAGACCCACGAUGAGUGGCAGGCAAGGCUCAAAAAGAACUGGCCGCGUGGCGAUAGGAUGUAAUGCUUGUCGAGUCCGACAUGUUCGAUGCGACAAGAACCUGCCAUCAUGCGUGGCAUGUCUGAAAGCGGGCAUCGAAUGUGUCCGCUCUCUCCAAGUCCGUUUCCGGAACGGACUCGACUCUGUGGACGAAGAUUAUUCCUUCUCCGACAGCCAAACUUGGGUUCAGCACGAGAAGAUUCGUGAGUGAAAUCGGCAAUCCUGUUGAGUGUGACUCACCAUUCCUGGCGUGUCCUGGUAGUCGAGUACUGCGAUGAGACGGCUCAGCUGUCUCAGCUAUAUGAGGGUACACCCGCCGAAAUGGAAGAACCUCGCGUUGCGUCU